AUGUUUUUACCUGCCCUUGCACGGCAAAGGUACGAUCCUCGCCGAAAGCAGCGUUGGGGUGGCAAAGUUGGGAUAUGGUCUUUCACGGAACAGAAGUCUACAAGGAAUAUCUUCUGA
Molecule: messenger RNA, 117 nt
Organism: Phytophthora nicotianae INRA-310
Lineage: Eukaryota; Oomycota; Peronosporomycetes; Peronosporales; Peronosporaceae
Exons: 3
Coding region: 1-117 (38 amino acids)
Source: RefSeq, a predicted model, not a curated record